Molecule: messenger RNA, 669 nt
Organism: Lactuca saligna
Lineage: Eukaryota; Viridiplantae; Streptophyta; Magnoliopsida; Asterales; Asteraceae
Source: the annotation of a GenBank genome assembly
AUGGAUACUAAAAUAUCAACUGGUGGUGAUCAUAUUCAUGAUCAACAUGAAUAUCCUAUUGAUUAUGCUGACGAUGAUGAAGAUUUCGGGUUAGCUAAUUAUGAUUCUCUACAUAAUAUCAAUUUUGAAAUAGGCAAGAAUAGCAAUCUAAAUCUAGUUGAGGAUCCAUUAGAACACAUUCAAAAUCAUAUUGAUGUCAAUUCCGACAAUCAUUUCGGUGAAAGUAAAAACGAAAACGAGUUCAUUGAUGAUGAGACAGAUUAUACUAUAGUCGAUGAUAAUAUUGAUUUACAGAAAGAAGAAUCACAUAUUACACAUGAUUAUGUUACUCCUGGUGGCUCACCUUAUUGGAUUCUUGUUGUUUCAGACCACAUCAAACCUAAAAUAAACUCAACAGUUGACUCAUAUGGUGCAACAUUAUCAAUGUAUAAAAAUUAUACAUCAGAAGCAGAACAGUACGAGAAAUCUCAAUUCUUACAUAGGUUCCAGGGAUGCAAAAUUCCUUGUAGUCAAGAUGCCGGAAAGGGAAAGAAUAUCCUAACUUUUUCUUUCGAGUUUAAAGUUGUGUGGAAAAAGUUGAAUGCGCUUUUUUGGAUUGAUGAAACCGCAAAGUAUAACUACAAUGCUUUUGGAGACGUUAUAUCCCUUGAUGCCACAUUCAACAUGUAA